ACCAAUUCACCCUUUUUUUAAAAAUAAAACUAAAUAAAAAGCACGGCCUACUCCAGUUCUCCCGACGGUGACCUUUUCGGCGGGUCUAGUUCAUCACUUCUUCUGUAAAACCAGCAAUUUGGCGCGCCCUUAAAUCCGAAAUCCGCUUUUUGCUGUAGGUGGACAGCAGAGAAACACGAGCGAUGAAACCGCACUCGGCUUGGAGUUACGCAAAGACUCCCGUCAAAUUCAAGAUUCCGACGGCUGACAAUCUGGUUCCUAUCCGUCUCGACAUUGAAAUCGACGGCCAGCGGCUCAGAGACGCUUUUAUUUGGAACCCUUCGGAUCCUGACACAGAGGUGGCGUUAUUUGCAAAAAGAACUGUAAAAGACCUGAAACUCCCCCCAGCUUUCGUCACACAGAUUGCUCAGUCCAUUCAAUCACAACUGGCAGAGUUUCGAUCAUAUGAGGGGCAGGAUAUGUUCACUGGAGAAAAAUUUGUUCCUAUAAAGCUUGAUCUUCGAGUUAAUCAUACCUUGGUAAAGGACCAGUUCCUGUGGGUAAGCGUCCAAAAUUGGAGGACUUGAAUAAUUUUGAGAGUGACCCAGAAGAAUUUGCAAGGAAUCUUUGCAAAGAUAUGGGAAUUGAAGACCCAGAAGUUGGACCUGCUAUUGCCAUUUCUAUCAGAGAACAGUUGUAUGAAAUUGCUGUACAAAGUGUUGCAUCAACAAGGGAAAUCAAAAUGCAUAAGAAGGGUCGCAGAGGAUUUGAACAUUUACCUGCAAGUAAGACAGCUGGAGCUGGAGUGGACGUGGUGAAGUUAUUUGGCAAUAAAAACAGUGUUGUCCGCAAAAGGAGGGAUUGGGAUGUGUAUGAACCUGUUAUUGAUCUCCUGUCAAAUGAGGAAUUGGAUGCCCUUGAGACCAGAGAAGAACGGAUUCCUCGCUAAUCUGGGAAAGAAAAUAAAAAUGAAAAUCAUGAAAAAUCAAAUUGAGGAUUCCUGCGCAUCAUAUCACACCCUAACGACUCUUCUCACUUCUCGUUAGAAACGAGUUGUAGUGUUGUUCAUGUUGUCAUAUUUUAAUUAUUACUCAUUUAUAUACUUCGUAUUAGGCAAUCUUGCCUUUUCUCACAUCAUCUAUAUUCGAUAUAUAUUCUUUAAAUUCAAUUUAACUUAUCAACCAUAUUUGGAUUGGUCUGAAAGUCAAAUUCAGGUUCGGUAA
This is a messenger RNA of Cuscuta epithymum, 1202 nucleotides long. NCBI's taxonomy places the organism in Eukaryota, Viridiplantae, Streptophyta, Magnoliopsida, Solanales, Convolvulaceae. The record is from the annotation of a GenBank genome assembly.